Melanotaenia boesemani (Boeseman's rainbowfish) is the source of this 3741-nucleotide messenger RNA. RefSeq names its product MAGI family member, X-linked a (gene magixa). Gene Ontology annotation, biological process: signal transduction. NCBI's taxonomy places the organism in Eukaryota, Metazoa, Chordata, Actinopteri, Atheriniformes, Melanotaeniidae. Gene Ontology annotation, molecular function: protein binding. The record is from RefSeq and is a predicted model, not a curated record. The transcript is spliced from 20 exons. Gene Ontology annotation, cellular component: cytoplasm. Bases 475 to 3741 code for a protein of 1088 amino acids.
CUACCUUCCUCACCUCCUCAACAUUUCAUUAUGUCAUAAGGAGGAAGUUUAAAUCCACUUGUUUCCUUCCUAGGAGACUCUUUGGCUCCUUCUCUUCCUUCCUAAAGCAAAUCUUUUCUGCUUCCUAUCAGGACCCUACACACAGAGUGUGUAUGUACGUGAGUGGCUGUGCUUUCUAACUACCAUCCAGCUGUAGUGUGUUUGUCUCGACUGACAGGUAUCUUAGCCAAUCAGAGCAGGUGUUAGGUACAUGUUACUCACCUGUUUGCGUAAACACACACGUUCCUGUAAACACACUGAACUCUGACCAGCCUUAUCAGAGGGCGAGGGACAUAGGCAUAGUACAGAAAGAGAGAGUGGAGCAGGAAGUGGGUGAGAGACCCGACGAGAGACGGAAGAGAGAGAGAAGCUAACAGAAACAUGAGAGCUGAACACACACCGAACCACAACAUUCACCUGUAAAGCUCAGCCGCCAUGUCUAAAGCGACAGUCAAGAAGCUGCACUGGCGCUCCAAGGUGCAGGAGAGCUUUGUCCCGCUGGGGGGUGGCAGCGGCGGCUCAGGGGAGCUCGGCCUAGCAAUUGGGGGCGGGGCCGACUAUGGUGAGUUCCCCUUCGUCACAGCGGCUCCAGGAGGCGGGGCCACAGUGGGUGACAUCAUCCUGGAGAUCGGGGGGACCCCUGUGUUGGGAAUGACCCUUGGUGAUGUCAGAGGAGUCCUCAACUCCUGUCCUCAUCCAAUCAGGAUCAAGACUGUGUCACCAGGGUCGUCUCUGUGUAAAGACCUCAGGUUAUAUCUCAGUAAGUGUUUCACUCCGGGCUCCAUGGAUAGUCAGCUGCAGCAGCUCAUCAGAGAGAACCUGUACCUGCGCGCCGUGCCCUGUACGACCCGGCAGCCGCGGGACGGAGAGAUUUCCGGAGUGGACUACAACUUUGUGUCUAUUGAGGAGUUUUUCUCUCUGGAGGAGUCCGGAGCUCUGCUGGAGAGUGGCAAGUUCAAAGGGAACUACUAUGGAACGCCCCGACCCGUCCACAUCGGCCCAGAGAGUCCACCAAUCACAUACCAGGAGCAUCGCAACCUGCUGAGGAACUUCAGGACCAGGAGCAAGUCUCUGAGCAACCUGGAGAAGGCUGUGGAGGAAGGAGACAACAGCGAGGAGGACAACGGGCUGUCAGCUGGAGCCACGCCCACUGCUCUGCCUCCCAGCCAAUCAUGGGAGUCAGCGGUCAGGAGUCGAGAGGGGACAGAGAAUGGAGGAGGGGGAGGAAGAGGAAGAGGAGGUCUACUCCCUGGAAACUGGCAACUGGCCUACAGUGACUCCGGGGAGCCGUACUACAUCGACCAUACCUCAAAGACGACCAGCUGGGUGAAUCCUCGGACUCAGAGCAAAGAGACGACGUCCUCUACAGAACUCCCAGAAUUCACGGAGCAGCCCAGCCAGCUGAGGGGUUACUCCAUCCACACCCGGCUCUCCAAAGGCCCGCGAGGGUUCGGCUUCAACAUUGUUGGAGGAAGUCGACCCAGAGAGUUUCUGCAGGUGUACAGUGUCACACCUGGAGGACCUCCUGCUCUCAAUACAGCGGACAUCCUGGUCUACAUCAACGACACCUGUGUACUGGGUCGCUCCCACAAAGAGGUGGUGGAGAUGCUGAAGUCAGUGCUGAUGGGUCAGAGCGUGGACGUGGUCCUGAGGAGAGGAUACCCGAUGCUCUACAACCCCGACGGCUGCCCCAAACAGAGUCUGGAAUCGCCGCAGACGCCCAGCGAGUCCACCAACCCGAGCCGAGGCCCGACCCACCUCACCUACAGCCAUCCGCUGAAUGCCAACGGCAACACACCAGGACUGGCACAAACUCCGCCCACUUAUGCAGCUCAGCAAAUGACUAAUGGGAUGACAGGUUCGCCGACCCGCAUGUCCUCUGACCUCCCGCUGGGCCAACCUCCCCCUCCAGAGAGGACUCCCAGUGACUCUGAUGGCGGCCCGUCCAACGCGGGAACUCGCAGGUCCUCUCUGAUUCGGUACAACAGCAGCACCCUCCCCACCCUCUCCUCCUCCUCCCUCCUCUACCAUCAGAGCUCCAAGUCUUCAGAGAGCGAUCUGUCCACGUCCACGCUUCCCAUCACUUCCUCGUCCUCCCAUGCUCUGUCCAAACUGCCCCUUUCUCAGCCAGAGACAGACCUCCUACAGAACUCCACAAGCGCCCCCACCAGCAGCAACCCCACCUGCUCCCCCAUGCCUCCUUGUGCUCCUGUACAGCGCCCACCAAUGCCCCAGACCUCCCUUGCCCUGACCCUGCCAAGAGACGUCCCCCCGUGUGGCUUUAACGGCUGUCCCGCCAGCCACCAGGGUUCUUCCCCGGCCUCCCGAGGAAACCCAGGACUAGUGCUCCCCUUCGGGGCGGGGUCACCCGCGGUGGCGUCUGGGGGAGAGCUCGUGCCGGUGGCCCUUGGGCGCAGCAAGAGUGGCGGUCUGGGUUUCAGUGUGAUGGUGGGGGGACAGGGAGGGCAGCAGGCGGUGGUGAGGCGGAUCUGGGAUCGGCGGCAGUGCCCCUCGCUGCAGGCCGGAGACGCCAUCGUGAAGAUCAACGGAGCGGACGUGCAGAGUCUCAGCUUUGCCCAGGUCCAGAGAGUCCUUCAGGAACACACCAAGCAGGGGGAGGUGGUGCUGCUGGUCUACAGAGGAGGUCCAGUCUCCUCCCCUGUCGUCACCCCCAACCUCUACAAGCCCAUGUCCUCCCCCCACAUCUCCACCACCCCUUCCUCGUCCUCUCACCCCCCCACCUCAGCAGACAUGCCUUCUCCAUCCAUUGGUGCCUUGCUGGGGGGCGUCCCUCUGCUUAGCCAGGCUGGCUUGGCCCUCGAAAGUCCCAAGGAGGGCCACCUACCAGCUCCUGGGACCCACCAAGGAGCACCUCAUCCCCAGACCCCUAAUGGGCCCCCGGCCUCAGCCCUCAUCCAGAGUACCAGCUUCCUGGACUCAGUUCCGGUGACGCUGACCUUAGAGCCCCGCGACCUGCUGGGAGUGGAGGAGAGCGCCGGGGGGCCUCCCCCGGUUAGAGGGGAAGCAGUGGCAAAGGACGGGAGAGGAGGAGUGAAGACGGUGGAGGUGGAGCUGAGGAGGCGGCCUGGAGAAGGCUUUGGAUUCGUCAUCGCCUCUCAGGAAGCGAGUGGAGCCGCCUCCCUGAUGUCCCACCGCUUUGUGACGGUGCGGCGUGGCAGCCCAGCGGCACGCAGUGGCCAGAUCCAGCCCGGAGACCAGCUGGAGGCGGUGGAGGGUCGGCCUGUUUCCGGUCUGCAGCAUAGAGACCUGGCCCAGAUCCUGAGGAGGGCAGGGAACACGCUGAGGCUGAACAUCACCCCCCGACAGCAACCGUCCUCCAUCUCAGAAGGAGCCAACCUCAACAUCGAUGGUUGCCUGAUCAAAGGGUCCAGAGGGAGGUCAAAGGAGGAGUCCAGGUUCUACAGCGUGGAGCUGGAACGAGGUCCAACUGGUUUUGGCUUCUCUUUGAGGGGGGGCAGCGAGUACAACAUGGGACUGUAUGUUCUGGGUCUCAUGGAAGGGGGGCCGGCCCAACGCAGCAACAAGAUCCAGGUGUCUGACCAGCUGGUGGAGAUAAACAGCGACAGUACAGCAGGAAUGACCCACAGUCAGGCGGUGGAGCAGAUCCGGAGAGGAGGACAUCGGAUCCACCUGGUCCUGAAGAAGGGAAACGGAUACGUUCCAGACUACGGUGAGACAUGA